CUAACUACAGCGCCUCCCAAAACGCCCCGUAUUUCUCUUGUUGGCGGCAAUUGCUUACAGUAGUGCAGCUAUCAAACACAGCUCCCAAAUUUCUGCGAACGGAACCAAUGGGGGAGGAAGAAGCACAGCAGCAGCGGCAGCAGCUGCAACCCAAUCCAGACGAACAAGUUUCUGAAAUCGCGCAACAAGAAGAAUCAAUCCAGCAACAACCAGCAGACUACUCCUGGACCCCGCCGUCGAUUUGCUUCGGCGUCCCUCCGGUGCGAACCUACCACUUCACCCACCAGUUCAGGACCCCCUCCAACCCUAACAACUUCCUCAAGGGCGUCAAAUGGUCUCCGGACGGUUCGUGCUUUCUUACGAGCGCCGAGGACAAUACUUUUCGUCUUUUCUCAUUACCAGAUAAUGGAGAUGGCUAUUAUGGAAAUGCUUGCUCAUUGGCUGCAGAUGCAGCUGCAGAUUCAUAUACUGCAGAUCUUAUUGUGAAUGGGGGAGAGUCUAUCUAUGAUUUCUGCUGGUACCCUUACAUGUCUGCUUCAGAUCCAGUCACCUGUGUUUUUGCAAGUACCACUCGUGACCAUCCUAUUCAUCUUUGGGAUGCUUCUUCAGGCGAGCUGCGUUGCACUUAUCGGGCUUUUGAUGCGAUGGAUGAAAUCACGGCUGCCUUUUCUGUUGGUUUUAACCCAGCUGGGACCAAGAUAUUUGGUGGAUACAAUAAAUCUCUCAGAAUAUUUGAUGUUCAUCGCCCUGGGAGAGAUUUUAAGCAACAUUCAACCGUCCAAGGAAAUAAGGAAGGGCAACCAGGUAUUAUAUCAGCCAUUGCUUUUUCCCCCAGUCAUACGAAGAUGCUAGCUACAGGUUCCUAUUGCCAAACUACUGCAAUAUAUAGUGAAGACAAUAUGGAACUCUUGUACAUUUUACAUGGGCAAGAAGGUGGGGUUACACAUGUGCAAUUCUCGAAAGAUGGUAACUAUCUAUAUACUGGGGGGCGAAAGGACCCUUACAUACUAUGCUGGGACAUUCGCAAAGCUGUUGACAUUGUGUACAAGAUAUACAGAUCUUCAGAAAAUACCAACCAGCGGAUAGCGUUUGAUGUGGAGCCCUCUGGUCAACACCUUGGUACAGGUGGUCAGGAUGGUUUGGUUCAUAUUUAUAAUCUCCAAACAGGGCAGUGGGUAUCGAGCUUCCAAGCUGCACUGGACACUGUUAAUGGUUUCUCUUUCCAUCCGUUUCUGCCAAUGGCAGCCUCUUCGUCUGGACACAGAAGAUUUGAUACACUUGAUGAUUCUCCCGAGGAUUUCAGUUUGAGUGGCGAUGAAAACUGUGCUUCUAUUUGGAGUUUCGCUUUUGCUUCUAUGGAGGACAAUGCUGCUGCCAUGGAUUGUGGGGAAUUAAACAGUCAAUCUGAAAAUUAGAACAUUUGCUUGGAUCCUUGACUUGUUUGCAGGACACAACCGAAGCCACGAGUCUGAUCAAUUAUUCAGCUUUGGUCAAGGCGAAGGUUGAUUCAGCGGAAUUCAUGCACUUCCCUGAUGUAAGAGGCCAGUUUUCUUGAGCUGACAUUGAUAUCAGAUGAACAAAAAUUGUCGAACAGACGAAUGUAAUAUCCAUUGCAUCCGUCAAUGCUGUAUCUAUAGUUUACUUGCGAACAAAAAUUGUCUAACAGCUUGAAUUAAGGGUGCAUACAGAUCUAUGUUCCUGUACGUGCUCAACAAAGUAGGCAACUCUGUUAUUCACUGAAAAUUAGCCAAGUCAACCAACCAA
Molecule: messenger RNA, 1764 nt
Organism: Rhododendron vialii
Lineage: Eukaryota; Viridiplantae; Streptophyta; Magnoliopsida; Ericales; Ericaceae
Exons: 14
Coding region: 108-1415 (435 amino acids)
Molecular function (GO): protein binding
Source: RefSeq, a predicted model, not a curated record